This is a messenger RNA of Alosa alosa (allis shad), 1564 nucleotides long. It is a transcript of the gene neurod2, whose product is annotated as neuronal differentiation 2. NCBI's taxonomy places the organism in Eukaryota, Metazoa, Chordata, Actinopteri, Clupeiformes, Clupeidae. Gene Ontology annotation, biological process: regulation of DNA-templated transcription; nervous system development. Gene Ontology annotation, molecular function: protein dimerization activity. The record is from RefSeq and is a predicted model, not a curated record.
GUGCUGGGCGCGCGCAGGCUCGAGGCAGCGACAGAUGGCGGGCUCCUCUUCCCUCGGGAAGGCAAUCUCUGCGAAUGCGAGCGCGUGUCAAUCACCCGCUCUCAUGUGAUGGCUGCUGCCAGUGACGUGCCCGCCAUAUCCUGGCAUCAGAGCUGGGUCGCCAUGCUGACGAGGUUAUUCAACGACCAGACUCUACUGCCCGACGUCCAGAAGUUUCCGGGCUGGAUGGACGAUAGCGCAAGUGACGAUUCCAAAACCAAGGACGACGAGCACGAGCAAUGUCCGCUGGGGGAUGAGGAUAUGAAAGGCAGCAGCCGCGCGCUCUCGGAAAUUACCGGGGAUGAUGAUGAUGAUGAGGAGGAAGAGAUGGACGAGGAGGAUUGUGGGGAUGACGUCGACGGCGACAAACCCAAGAGGCGUGGGCCUAAAAAGAGAAAGAUGACUCCUGAGCGUAUAGAACGCUCCAAGGUGCGCCGUUCCAAAGCGAACGCGCGUGAACGCACGCGCAUGCACGACCUGAACUCCGCUCUGGAUAACCUGCGGAAGGUGGUGCCUUGCUACUCCAAAACGCAAAAACUCUCAAAGAUAGAGACUCUUAGACUCGCCAGAAACUAUAUAUGGACCCUUGGUGAGAUUCUGCGAAACGGAAAGAGACCGGACGUGGUGUCUUACGUCCAAACGCUGUGCAAAGGCCUCUCUCAGCCCACGACCAACCUGGUGGCGGGCUGUCUGCAGAUCAACUCGCGGAACUUCCUGACAGAGCAGUGCCAGGAGGGCGCGCGCUUCCACGUGCCCAAUCCCGCCUUUUCCUUGCACGGGUUCCCGUACCAGUGCCCUCGGUUGUCCAGUCCCCAGUGCCCUACCGGCUCCAGCGGGCCCACGCUGCGGAAUCACUCCUACUGCUCCUCUUAUGAUGCCAUGUAUGCAGGUGGAGCGUCGCCAGAUUACAACAGCCCCGACUACGAGGGCCAUCACAGUCCUCCGGUGUGUGUCAACGGCAACUUUUCACACAGGCAACAGGAGCCCGUGUCGCCCAACGCGGAAAGGGGAUACCACUAUUCUAUGCAUUACUCGGGCCUGUCUGGGUCGCGCUCUUCUGCCGCACAUGGCCUGUCGUACAGCUCGGGGGCGCGCGGCGGUGGGUCGCAUUCUGAAAAUGUUCCACCAUUCCAUGACGUCCACGGGAGCAAUGAGCGAGCACCUGUGUACGAGGAACUAAACGCUUUUUUCCACACCUAGUGCACUGACCCCCAACUAUGGACAUUUAAGGCUGGUUAUGCCGCCAAGGCCCAAGACAAUCUAACAAUCUACAGAAAGGGCAUGUUUCUUCUGUUUGUAUUCUGACAAAAAAGAUGGCAAAUUGGUAUUCUAAAUUGUGGGUUGUUUUCACUAGUCCUAUGUAUUAAUUCCUAAGCCAUGCAACGACCAAUUACAGUGAAAUAUCAGAAGUGGGUCUAAAAUGAAAAAAAAAAAGUGCAAUGGUUCUAAUAAUGCAAAUGUUUUACGUGUAAAAAGAGUGUUACAUGUUAUGAAACCCUAAUAUAAAAUAAAUCAAUGAACGUUU